UAUUAGGUUCCUCAAAUAUGACUUCCUUUCUCUUCAUGCUAAUAGUUGUGUUGUCAUCCUUCAUGACAAGCUUUGGUUUUCCCGGGUUCAACUUUGGAUGGGGUGGUGGUAGUGGUAGUGGUGGGUCUUUUGGUGGCCGAGGUGGAUCUUUUGGUGGUGGAAGUGGAUCUUUUGAUGGCGGAAGUGGAUCUUUUGGCGGCAGCCAAGGGUAUCCUGCCCUUUUCCCAGAGUUCUACAGUUUUUCAUGUCCACAAGCUAAUGACAUUGUCAUGUCUGUACUCGAGCAAGUCAUUGCUAAAGAGCCAAGAAUGGCUGCUUCUUUACUAAGGCUUCAUUUUCAUGAUUGUUUUGUUCAGGGAUGUGAUGCAUCUCUCUUGUUGGACGACACUGCAACGUUUUCGAGUGAAAAGAAUGCAGGGCCUAAUGUUAAUUCAGUCAGAGGAUUUGAAGUUGUUGAUGAGAUUAAGUCAAAAUUAGAAGAAGCAUGCCCUGAGACGGUUUCAUGUGCAGACAUUCUUGCCCUUGCUGCUCGAGGUUCCACUGUUUUGAGUGGUGGACCAAACUGGGAACUGCCAUUAGGAAGAAGGGAUGCAACACAAGCAAGUCUCAAUGGCGCAAACAGCAACCUUCCGCCACCAAACUCCACCAUUCAAAACCUUAUAACAUUCUUCCGACGCCAAGGCCUUGAUGAAGUUGACCUUGUCUCUCUUUCUGGAGCCCAUACCUUAGGAAUGGCUAGAUGCACUGCAUUUAAACAAAGGCUAUACAAUCAAGAUGGAAACAAUCUACCCGAUUCAACUCUAGAGAUAAACUACUACAAUGAUCUAAAGUCAGUUUGCCCAAAAACCGGCGGUGAUAACAACAUUUCUCCACUAGAUUUUUCAUCUCCUGCCAAAUUUGAUAAUACAUAUUACAAGCUCAUUAUGUGGGGAAAAGGACUUCUAACUUCUGAUCAAGUGCUCCUUACUGGAAAUCUUGAAGAAACUAUGUUUCUAGUGAAGGCAUUUGCAGAGGAUGAUGCUCUCUUCUUUGACCAGUUUGCUAGGUCAAUGGUUAAAAUGGGAAACAUUAGUCCCCUCGUUGGUAAUAACGGCGAAGUUAGGAAAAAUUGUCGAGUGCCUAAUUAAAGAAAUAAGUAUAGCUAUCUUAUGUUGCGUAUUAUAACUUCAUGACUUGUAUGACCUGGGUUUAUGCUAGCUGUCUAUUUUCUUGUAAUGCUGAAAUUCUAGUUUCCAAUGAGGUGCAAUAUGGCUUCUUGUAAGU
Messenger RNA from Erigeron canadensis, 1263 nucleotides. RefSeq names its product peroxidase 9-like. The transcript has 4 exons. The record is from RefSeq and is a predicted model, not a curated record. NCBI's taxonomy places the organism in Eukaryota, Viridiplantae, Streptophyta, Magnoliopsida, Asterales, Asteraceae. The coding region runs from base 18 to 1127 and encodes 369 amino acids. Gene Ontology annotation, biological process: hydrogen peroxide catabolic process; response to oxidative stress. Gene Ontology annotation, molecular function: peroxidase activity; heme binding.